This is a messenger RNA of Sorex araneus (European shrew), 4470 nucleotides long. It is a transcript of the gene LZTS3, whose product is annotated as leucine zipper tumor suppressor family member 3. The record is from RefSeq and is a predicted model, not a curated record. Lineage: Eukaryota; Metazoa; Chordata; Mammalia; Eulipotyphla; Soricidae. Gene Ontology annotation, biological process: regulation of dendritic spine morphogenesis. The transcript has 7 exons. Gene Ontology annotation, cellular component: dendritic spine. Bases 668 to 2698 code for a protein of 676 amino acids.
CGCGGGUGGGCGGGGCCGGGCGGGAGCGGGAGGGGCGCGGAGCCGAGCCGGGCCCGCGCCUCGCGCCCCGCCGGGCGGGCUUCGGGCUGCGCCAGCGAGCCGGGCACGGAGCGCCGGCGCCCGACACCCCGCGCGGGACCCUGACGCAGCGAAGCACCGUCUCACUACCCCCCACCUCCACCCGCUGCGUGCCCACGAUCACCGAGAUUGCUUCCGAGGCUUGCUCCUGCCCACUCCCAGGUCUCUGGCAUACUCGUCUCUCUGUUGGCACCAGUGCACUCAGAAUCAGGAGCAGACGCCUGCAGGGUGCCCCCGCCCCCAUGCCCGGUGUGACUAUUUGAGCGUCUACACCCGCAGCAGAGAUUGCCUGCAGCGGCUGUACUGUCCAGCUGGAUCCCGCGGACCUCUGAGGCAGGUGUUCCCAGGUGCGGACUCGAGACAAAGGAACGAGGAAGCGGGGCCUCUCUGAGACAGAGGAGCGAACUGGAGUCCGGCAUGGCUCAGCCUGUCCGUCCCGAGUGGCGCCGCCGGCUCGGGCCAAGCCCGGACUGCGAGAGGGAGGCGCCUGGCCCCUGCAGACCGGGCCUCAGAGGGUCCCAGCCUUGAGCCCCGGCGGCCCCCCACCCCCUUGGAGAGGCAGGGCCCCCCACCCCACCCCGGCUUAGUCAUGGCGAAGUUGGAGACACUGGCCGUGCGUGCAGACCCAGGGCGGGACCCCCUCCUGGCCUUUGCCCCACGGCCCUCUGAGCUCGGACCCCCGGACCCUCGCCUGGCCAUGGGCAGUGGGGUAGCCCACGCUCCUGAGUUCACCAUGAAGAGCGUGGGCACCCGCACGGGGGCUGGGGGCGGCCAGGGCAGCUUCCCCGGCGCCCGCAGCAGCGCCAUGGGGGCCAGCAGGGAGAGGCCAGGCCGCUACCCCUCGGAGGACAAGGUUCUCGCCAACUCCCUCUACCUCAAUGGCGAGCUGCGGGCCAGUGACCACACCGACGUCUGCGGCAACGUGGUGGGCAGCAGCGGCGGCAGCAGCAGCAGCGGCAGCAGCGACAAGGCCCCCCCGCAGUACCGCGAGCCCAGUCACCCACCCAAACUCCUGGCCACUUCCGGCAAGCUAGACCAGUGCUCAGAGCCAAUAGUCCGGCCUUCCGCCUUCAAGCCCGUUGUACCCAAGAACUUCCACUCCAUGCAGAACUUGUGUCCCCCGCAGACCAACGGGACCCCUGAGGGACGACAGGGCCCAGGCGGCCUCAAGGGCGGACUGGACAAAUCUCGGACCCUGACUCCGGCGGGCGGGGGCGGGGGCGGCCUCUCCGACUCAGGCCGGAACUCCCUCACCAGCCUGCCCACCUACAGCUCCAGCUACAGCCAGCACCUGGCGCCCCUCAGCGCCUCCACCAGCCACAUCAACCGCAUCGGCACCGCCAGCUACGGCACCAGUGGUGGCAGUGGCGGGGGCGGCGUGGGCGGCGGCGGUGGGUCCGGCUACCAGGACCUGGGGACCUCUGACAGCGGCCGCGCCUCCAGCAAGAGCGGCUCCUCCUCGUCCAUGGGGCGCGGGGGCCACCUGGGCGGCGGGGAGGGCGGCGGGGCCGGCCUGCCGUUCGCCGCCUGCUCGCCGCCCUCGCCCAGCUCUCUGAUCCAGGAGCUGGAGGAGCGGCUGUGGGAGAAGGAGCAGGAGGUGGCGGCGCUGCGCCGCAGCCUGGAGCAGAGCGAGGCGGCCGUGGCCCAGGUGCUGGAGGAGCGGCAGAAGGCGUGGGAGCGCGAGCUGGCCGAGCUGCGGCAGGGCUGCAGCGGGAAGCUGCAGCAGGUGGCCCGCCGCGCCCAGCGCGCCCAGCAGGGCCUCCAGCUGCAGGUGCUGCGGCUGCAGCAGGACAAGAAGCAGCUGCAGGAGGAGGCGGCCCGGCUGAUGCGGCAGCGGGAGGAGCUGGAGGACAAGGUGGCCGCCUGUCAGAAGGAGCAGGCCGACUUCCUGCCCCGGAUGGAGGAGACCAAGUGGGAGGUGUGCCAGAAGGCGGGGGAGAUCUCCCUCCUGAAGCAGCAGCUGAAGGACUCUCAGGCCGACGUGUCCCAGAAGUUGAGUGAGAUCGUGGGGCUGCGCUCCCAGCUGCGGGAGGGCCGGGCCUCCCUGCGCGAGAAGGAGGAGCAGCUGCUCAGCCUGCGGGACUCCUUCGGCAGCAAGCAGGCCAGCCUGGAGCUGGCCGAGGGGGAGCCACCCGCCCCCGCCGGCCUCAAGCCCGCGUUGAGCCCGGUGGAGCCGGCCGAACCGCAGGACGCGCUGGCCGCCUGCGAGAGCGACGAGGCCAAGAUGCGCCGGCAGGCCGGGGUGGCCGCCGCCGCGUCCCUGGCGUCCCUGGACGGGGAGGUGGAGAACGGCGGGGACGGCGGCACGCGCGCCCUGCGGCGGGAGGUGGGGCGGCUGCAGGCCGAGCUGGCGGCCGAGCGCCGGGCCCGGGAGCGCCAGGGCGCCAGCUUCGCCGAGGAGCGCCGCGUGUGGCUGGAGGAGAAGGAGAAGGUCAUCGAGUACCAGAAGCAGCUGCAGCUGAGCUACGUGGAGAUGUACCAGCGCAACCAGCAGUUGGAGCGGCGGCUGCGGGAGCGCGGGGCCUCGGGGGGCUCCAGCACGCCCACCCCGCAGCACAGCGAGGAGAAGAAAGCCUGGACGCCCUCCCGCCUGGAACGCAUCGAGUCCACCGAAAUCUGAUCCCCUAAGCUGGGCCUGUGGCCUUUGGACAGAAGCCUGGCGCCAAAGGCCAGAGUCCCCCCAGUUCCCUCCCGCCCCCAGCCAACCCCCGUCCCACCAUCUCUCAUCCCUGCGUCCCCCCAGACCCCCAGACCAAAGAGGUUCUCAAAAGCAGCUGUGACCGCCUCCCUUCCCUACCCUCUGGGCAGCCCUUGGCACCUCCUUCCCAGGAGGGAAGAGGGAGAGGGCAGAGUAAGUGGGGGCAAGCCCCCUCCCCCGCCCCCCACAGCACGGGAACCCACUUUUCUUGGAGACGGAGGCAGCAGCUUGCAGGCCGGGAGGUGGCCCAGCCCGUUGGGUCUGGGCCGCCCCCGUGGGCCACCCAGUGAUGUGUCUCCCUCAGCACCUGACGGAGGGGGCCGGCAGGGGCCUGCCCUGCAAAGCUGAUAAGCAGGCCUUGGGCUGCUCUCCUUCCUGGCCAUCUCCCUGCCUGGGCAGAGUGGCCGGUCAAGGAGCAGAUGGCUGCCCGUGGUUGAGAGGCUGUGCCCAGCCCUCCCCCCAAGGUCUCCUGAGCGCGUGUCCGCAAGUUUGUGUGGAGGAGAAAGGGCGGGGCUGGCGGCCGGCCACUUGCCCAGGCAACGGCUGCCCUCACGGGAAGGCUCGCCUGGAGGCGUCUUAGCUCCCCACCCCACCUUUCCGGCCUGGACCCACCGGGAUCUUCCAGGGAUCCCAGGGAUCCACACCGCUCUGUCUGCUUGGCUGACCCCACACCCAGGGCCCCUGUCCGGCUCUCGUUGCAGUGACGAGCUGCGCUCGCCCAGUUUCUGAGGUCCUAUGAGUGUCUGUGCCGUCUUCCGGUGUCCCACCCCCCUCUCUGAGCACCCCCUGCCUCGCCCCCAAACGCUUCCGCUUUUCUGCUCAGAAUAUCAUUGUCGCACACCGCCCCCGCCCCACACCUCACCUUUUUCCGGUAGGAAAUUCUGCUUGAUCUCUGGUGCACUGCCCACUCCCAACUCCCUGGGCCCAAGCCUGAGCCUGAGGCCCUCGUGUGGGCACCCCGGUUGGUGGUGGUUGUGAUUACCCUUGAAGAACAAGUCUGACCUGAGUGAGAGAGGAUCACUGGCCCUCCGAGUUUGCCCAGGGUGGGCCUGGCCUGACCCUCCCUGAGGGGUCCGGGUAGCCAGGGGCUCUUCCUCUCGAGGCCCUCUCAGAGGUCCACCUCCCCCAGACAGGAAGGGAAAGGCACAUUUCUAAUUCACCAGCAAUAAAAAUUGGAGGAGGCUUGGCCCUCAGCCCUUGUAUUUCUCUUUCCACUCUCUCCCACCCCCAAGAUUGGGUUUGGGGAUGGGGCAGAGUGGACUGAGUUGGCAACUACUGUGAGCAAGUGCCCCACCCCCUGACAAGCCUCCUCCCAUGACUGGUGACUGUUUAAUGAGCUGUGCGUGCCCCACAAAGCAGAAGUGGCCUCUGUGUGGCCUCUCGUCCUUGCACAGCGCCCCCGGGAGCCCGCACCCUCUCACUCAGAUGCACAGGGAGGUGGGGGGGUGCUAUCCCGGCAAUCACUGCCCGUCCCACUCACCCCUCACUGGGCCAGGACCAGAGGGGCAGGGGAAGAGAAGGCAUUAGUAAGAAAAAAAAAUAGACAAAAAAUAUGAACAGACUCAGCUUUGGGACUUCCAAUACAAAAGAAAUUAUAUAUAAAUAUAUAUAAAUAUAUAUCUCUACCAUAUGUGAUGGAAAGACUUCGUUUUCUUUUCCCAAAGAAAUAAAAUGGAGAAAGCCUCUUGAUGGCA